This is a messenger RNA of Bactrocera neohumeralis, 1050 nucleotides long. RefSeq names its product scaffold attachment factor B1-like. The record is from RefSeq and is a predicted model, not a curated record. Gene Ontology annotation, cellular component: nucleus. Gene Ontology annotation, molecular function: sequence-specific DNA binding; RNA binding. Bases 1 to 1050 code for a protein of 349 amino acids. NCBI's taxonomy places the organism in Eukaryota, Metazoa, Arthropoda, Insecta, Diptera, Tephritidae. Gene Ontology annotation, biological process: regulation of mRNA processing; regulation of transcription by RNA polymerase II. The transcript is spliced from 2 exons.
AUGAAUUCAUUUAGCGCCAAUGAAAAUGUGCUAGAGACUUGUGAAAACCACAUUACGAAUAUGUGGAAGUUAUUACAAAAGGAUUAUGAAGAACUAUGCGGAAUAUCGUACUUAACAGAUUAUAAAGCGGAAGUGGAAGAGUUAGAAGAUCAAGUAUUUGACAUAGUGUAUAUGUUAAAAAGAGCAAAAAUUUUCAUAAGAUAUGAAAAGCAUAAACAGCAACUACCAAAGAAAGUUGAUGUUAAGCCUGCUUUCGGAGAGACACAUCCAAGUUUGUUUGAUAAAACGUCUACGACCAAAACUGGAUUCAUUCCCGGUCAGAGUUUCACUGACAAAAGUGGAGGACGUACCUUCAGCACCGCUACCACAUUUGUGUCCAAUAUUAAUGAUGGAAACAUGUCGCUUGGGAGACAUGCCGAUAACGAACAACCGACAUUUCAACAACAAACAUUGCCGAAAUUUAAAGCAGCAGCUCAACAGUUGGAAAAAAGUACAAAAACGGUUGCAGCUUUGAAGGACACAAGAACAUCCAAGGGGGGUGGAUCCAGCAGCAGUAAGGACGAACGCAAAUGCAGCAAGUCUGAUGACGAUAAAUCAAAGAGAAAAGAUGAGAAGUCCGGCGACAAAAAGGAUAAAGACAUUAGUGAACAAAAAUCAUCUUCAAACAAGACUUCGCAGAAGGAUGACAAAGAAAAGUCUUCAGUAAAUACAUCUACAAAAUCGUCGUCCACAGGAAAGCAGACAACACUUUCACGUAAUCUUUGGGUAUCCGGGUUAUCUUCAUUAACGAGAGCCAGUGAUCUGAAAACUAUAUUUUCUAAAUAUGGAAAAGUUAUCGGAGCCAAGGUGGUCACCAACACCCGAACUCCGGGUACACGUUGUUAUGGCUACGUAACAAUGUCAUCAACGUCGGAUGCCAGUCGUUGCAUUGAGCAUUUGCAUCAUACCGAACUCCAUGGACGAAUAAUAUCAGUAGAGCACACUAAAAACGAAAUCGGCAGCUCAACAAGUGUCGCCAAAACGCGUGAGGAUACAACAAAAAAAGAAUGA